Coniophora puteana RWD-64-598 SS2 is the source of this 1659-nucleotide messenger RNA. RefSeq names its product cytochrome P450. The record is from RefSeq and is a predicted model, not a curated record. The transcript has 10 exons. NCBI's taxonomy places the organism in Eukaryota, Fungi, Basidiomycota, Agaricomycetes, Boletales, Coniophoraceae. Gene Ontology annotation, molecular function: oxidoreductase activity, acting on paired donors, with incorporation or reduction of molecular oxygen; heme binding; iron ion binding. Bases 124 to 1659 code for a protein of 511 amino acids.
ACCGUGUCCCGCACUUCCGGGAGGACUCCUAUAAGUACCUGUCGUCAGUCCUGCACAACGACAUCGAUUCAAUCUGCCACAAUUGUCACCUACAAGUUUCACACUAUCAGUCACUCGCGACCUAUGGCCUCAUCCAUCGACCUCACCAACAUUCUUUCCUCUGUGGACCGCAGCGUUGCUGUCCCAGGCCUCGUUGUUGCACUCAUCGUUGCUGGUGCUCUGUUCAACAUCAAGAAGACGAAUAGUGGCAUCCCUCUUCCUCCCAGUCCUGCGGGAGGGCACUGGUUGAAGGGACACUCAUUUCCUCAGCCCUAUCCCUUCCUCGAGGUAGAACAUUGGAUUGAGGAAUAUGGCCCGGUUAUUACCGUUAAGCAGGGACUCCGGACUGUUGUCAUUGUCGGCAGGCACCAAGCAGCUGUGGACAUCAUGGAGAAGCAAGGCAGCUCUUCCGUGGAUCGCCCGCGAACGAUCGCCGCCGGCGAGAUGCUAUCUGGAGAUCAUCGACUGGUAUUUGCGCGGGCGGGCGACAGGUUCAAGAGGAUGCGCAAAGCUAUUCACUCUCACUUGCAGCCGAAAGCAGCCGAAAGCUAUGAGCCGAUCCAAAUGACACAUGUUCGUAACGUGGUCCUGAACAUUCUCGACAGCCCGCAAGAUUUUCAGUCGCAUGCUAAGACCUUCGCCGCGUCCGUGGUACUGCAAGUCGCAUACGGAAAAAUGUCUCCGACUUCUGCCUCUGAUCCUGAUGUGCAAGCAGUGCACAGGUCCCUGGAUCGCAUCCGCAUCGCGCUACAGCCAAACGCCUAUCUCGUCGACUCGUAUCCGUUCUUGAAGUAUCUCCCUUGGUAUGGUACUGCUCUGAAGAAAGGGUACGAUGUCGAUUCCGCGUUGUACAUGCGACAACUAGCAACUGUACGUGAGCAUAUUAAAAGCAACGAUGCAGGUCCUUCUUUCAGCAGGUUCCUCCUGGAGACCACCGAUGAGUACAAGAUGAACGAGAAAGAGAUGGCCUAUCUGGCUGGCUCUUUCUUUACAGCAGGCUCAGAUACGACAUCUUUGGCGGUGUGCACCGUUCUGAUGUGCGCCGCCCUGUUCCCCGCUGCGCAGGCCGCCGUUCAAGAGGAACUCGACUCUGUGAUCGGAAGGGACAAACCUCCCACCUUUGCGGACGAACGUUCGCUCCCUCACCUUAGGGCGUUUAUAUCUGAGUCUCUACGUUGGCGCCCCAUAAUUGGCAUGGGUCUGCCACAUAGCACUACGGAAGACGUUUUCUGGGGAAAAUAUUGUAUCCCUGCUGGAACAACGGUGAUAGGAAAUCACUGGGCAAUCUCGCGUGACCCAGACGUUUUCCCCAACGGAGAACAAUUUGAUCUCCAACGCUGGAUCAACAGCAAGGGACAACUACGAGACGACCUCAAGUUUUUCACAUUCGGAUUUGGGAGAAGGGUGUGCCCCGGCCAACAUGUUGCGAACCGUUCCGUGUUCAUCAAUGCGCUCAUGGUCCUGUGGAGCUUCCGCCUCUCUAUGCGCACUCCGCCUGCGGAUGACAUGGUGUAUAUGAGAGGUAUUACACCUGAGAAGCAGGCGUGCGAUAUCAAAUUCGACCCUAGGAUUAAUGAGAGGGACUUAAGGGUGAUAAUGGAAAACUAUGGGGACGCUUAG